UGGGAAGGUGUUAUCCGGACCCCUGUGAUAGUGGGGGUCAGGUGGAUGGUCUAUCUCAUUGUACUUUUCGUGGUUAACCAUUGGUCAAUUAUUUCCUACAAAGCACUAGAUAAGAAAAGCAGUUGUUGAUAGGGACUAGGAAAAGAGGGCUGUGUUUGGAACUGCGUGAGUGUUGAGAUCUUGUUCAAAUUGUAGCUGUGUUUGUAGAUUACUUCUGUGAAAUUUAAGUUAUCCGGUCGUUUAUAUUGUAAGUUAAGAGUGAUGGCUAAAACCUUGGCGAGCAAAGGCCAAAUGCCUUUGGCCAAGGCUGAAACACAAGAGUCAGAAGAAGAAGUUUUUGAAUCGUAUGCCUUUAUUUGGAACAUUGAGAACAUUUCACUGUGUUGUCACAGAACAGGAGAAUCAAUUACCAGUCCAACGUUUGUAGUCGAAGGCCUUUUUAAUACUAAAUGGCGCAUCAAGAUCUAUCCUAGUGGCGUAAACGAAGACGCCAAGAAUUUCCUUUCUGUGUUUUUAUGCAGAGAAGAGGAUAAAUGUAACGAGGGUGUAUUAAUUGAUUACGAAAUCAUGGUGAUUGACGGUAAUGGUAAAAAUCUAAGAAACAUGCUUGGUGAAGAUGUUAUGUUUGAAAGAGGAACAAUGCUGGGUGUUUCUAGGCUUUUCAAAGAUGAUCGUGUUUUGAAGGAUGCACUGGCAUGGAAGGUGGAUGUUCUAAGUAUAAGGUGUGAAAUACUUAGUAAACAUUUGGAUAAGAACAAACAGGUUGUGUCCGGGUGCGAAGCUCGAUCGAAAAUCGAAAUGGACAAAUGCUCAUUUGAAUGGGACAUUGAAUUUCCAGCAUCUUCUCGGUGGAAAAAAAUCGAAACUUUAUAUUUCCUGCCAGUAUCGCUUGAUAUUAUUCUGGCUGCUCCUGAAGACGAAUUUAUAAUUAUUAUUUGCACAACUGAUAGCCUAUCGUCUGAACCUCAAAAAAUAUAUUGCAGACUUUCCUUAAUAGACAACAAGGGUGAAGAAUGCUUUACACAAAGUGACGUGCACGUGUUUGAAGAUCCCGCUGCUUUUGAAUCAUGGAAUUUCCCCUCAUUUUUCACAAAAAGUAUGAUCCUGAAACAAAAACGUUUCUUCUUGGAAGACCAUACGUUUGGUUUAAGAUGCGACAUUGUAAUGUCAACUGGGAUUGUGACAUCUUGCAUAGAAAAUUACACCUUCCACCCUUCGAAUUUCAUGAGGUUCAAAUCGCCGGGCGUAAAUUUAAAUAUGCAUUCAGCUUUGCACGACGAUCUUCGUGAGAUGUUUAUAUCCAAAAAGCAUUGCGAUGUGAAACUGAGAGUAGAAAAAGCUACAUUUCCUGCCCAUAGAGCAAUUCUGGCCGCUCGUUCACCGGUGUUUGGAGCCAUGUUCGAUCAAAAUAUGACUGAAACUAAAACUGGAAUCGUCAAUAUCAAAGAUAUAAAACCUUAUACAAUGGAUACUCUUCUGGAAUGCAUCUAUACGGGAUCCAUAAAAGAAUUGGACUAUGAUUCUGCAAUAGAACUAUUAAUUGCCGCAAAUAGGUAUCAAAUUUCUUCAUUAGAAGAAAAGUGUUCCGCUUUCUUGACAACAUCUUUGACUGUGUCAAAUAUUUUCGAAGUUUUGAUUACCGCAGACAGAAUUGCUUAUAAGCCUUUAAAGACAAAUGCAUUGGAUUUCAUAAAGAAUAAUUUUGAGAAAGUAUUGAACUCAAAAAUCUAUCUUGAUUUUGUUGAAAAUAACAAUACAUUAGCAACGGAAGUGUUACUAAAAUUAUCUGAUGUUUUUAAAAAGAUGCUAAAGUAUAAAUAACAAAUAAACUCAUUUUUUAAGAAUUUUUUAUAAAUUUAAAAUAUUUUUAAUUGCUUGUCAAAAAUAAGAUGAAUGUCCUUUAAAUUUACAUAAUAAAUUAACCAUUUUAAUGUGCCCAGUAUGUUCUGUAAAGACAGCCCAUCAUAUGAUAUUUUAGGAUCAUUAUUAAAAACGAGAACAAAAAAAGUAUUCACGAUGCGAGUCUCAAACCAAUAUUCAAGCAAAAAAAAAAAAAAACUAAGACGUAAUCUAAGAUUCAAUAAUA
Parasteatoda tepidariorum (common house spider) is the source of this 2086-nucleotide messenger RNA. Lineage: Eukaryota; Metazoa; Arthropoda; Arachnida; Araneae; Theridiidae. The record is from RefSeq and is a predicted model, not a curated record.